AAAACCUACCAAACAUUAUUUUAGGCUUGUAAAAACCCACGAAACUUUCACAUCCAUGUGACCAUGUCUAAGGUUCUCGAGCCCCUAGAAGAAGAAAAGACAGUAGAGCAGAAACCCAGAAGCCAAGAAGAAGAAGAUCAUCAAGAGAGUUCGAAGAAAGAAGAGUUGUUAGAAUCUCUGUGUACUCCAACUUCAAGUGAUCACAAGAUUCCGGAGGUGGAGACAUGUCCUCCGCCGCCAAGAAAGCGACCGCGUGAGAUUUCUCUGACAAAGAAGAAUAGAUUGUCCAAAGAUCUUCGGUUCUUCGAAGCCACCGACGUCGGAAGCCAAGAGGUAGAGGCUUUAUUCGUUCACGAACCAAACCAUAUCCUUGCAAAAUCUACUGGAAAGUACCGGCCUACCAGCCUCCCAUUCAAGAUGACCCUCAUGAAUACGACUGCUAUAAGUCGUAUUCCCUCAAUUUCUGAUGACCUUUACUUUGAUUUUGCUAACUUUCCUGACAUUCUGAAUGUUAAUGGAUUGAAUGAAAACAUUUUGAUUGAUGUUCUUGGUCAGGUCGUGAGUUUAGGUGAGAUGACAACUCACGAUGUCAACAACAAAGCCACCAAAAGAUUUGAGUUUGAGCUGCGUGAUACAAAUGAUGAACGCUUGACAUGUACUCUUUGGGGGAGAUUUGCUGAGAGAAUGUGGGAUGCAUGUCAAAAUGGAGGCAAUGAAAGGGUCAUUUGUUUGAUUCGCCUUGCUAAAAUUGGUACAUUCAAAGGUGAAAGAUCUAUUUCAAAUGCCUUCGACAUGUCUUUGUUGGAAAUAAAUCCAAACUAUCCUGCUGUCCAAGAUUUUGUGAACAACUUGCCAGCAGACGUCCCUGCACUUACUAUUCAAGAAGUGAUGCCUAAGGAUGCCAAAAUCAUUAAGAAGAAGGCAUAUUUUCAGACUUUUCCCAGGAAAACCAUUUCUGAACUUUUUGAGGCCACUGAGGUUGGUAAGUGCAAUGUUAUUUGUACUAUCUUGAAAGUGGACACAGACUAUUCUUGGUAUUGGUUUAGCUGUCUAAAGUGUAGCAAGACAGCAUAUAAGAUACCAAAAAUUGAAAAUGAGAUUGUCAAAAAAGGGAAGAAGCCAUUGUUUUGGUGUCCAACAUGUAAGGAAGAUACUCCUAAGGUCCUACCAAGGUACCUUUUAAACCUUGCAGUCAUGGAUAACACUGGAAAUACUAUGUGUAAGUUGUUUGACAAAACAGCAGCUGAGAUCAUCGGAGUGUCUGCAGAGGAUCUUUUGGAAGGGAAUUGGGAUGAGAUAAAGGAUCCAACUAAUUUGCCCGGACCUAUUAAAGAUUUGGUUGGAAAAACAUUCCUGUUUGUUGUCAGUAUUGGAAAGGAGAACAUCAAUGACACAGAUGACACAUACAAGGUGUUCAACGUCUGGUUGGGUAAUGAUUUAUAUGAUAAUGAUACUGUUGAAGAAUCCGAGAACCAGAAUGAUCAACAUACUGACCUGUCUAUUGAUCAGGAAGCACUUGCUUUGACUAAUAGUAGUGACAACACAGAUGUCAACACUACUUCUUCUGCUACUCCUUCUUCAAAGAGAAGUAAUGAAAGUUCUGACGAAGCUGAAGGGCAGUCUUCUACUACUAAAAAGACAGAUAACACAAAGCGUUAUAGGUGUCGCCACAGUGAUGAAAACAGAAACCCAAAUAUCAAUCAUGAAGGUCCUACCAGUAAUAUUCAAGUAAAAGGUAUUUUCAAUCGAUUGUUAGGAGGAAUUAGUAACAUACCAGCCAAUGAAAAUGAAGUCUCUGCUCCUACUGCUGGUGUUCCUUCUUCUUCUGUAAAGAGAAGACAUGAAACUGUUACUGUAGGAGGAAUUAGUAACAGAGCAGCCAAUGAAAAUGAAGUCUCUGCUCCUACUGCUGUUGUUCCUUCUUCUUCUGUAAAGAGAAGACAUGAAACCGGAGAAGAUUCUACAGUUACUUCUACCAAUUCCCUAAGAUCAGCAAAGAAAAACGCAAGGACACAGAACAGACCUGCUCAAAGAUUGCAGAAUAUUACAAACACAUCAAAUACUGACAGUGAGGUUGUUCAAACACCUCUGAAUCCAAAAAAAGCACCAGAAAAGACUCGAAAAAAGUUGAGUCCUCCAUCUGUUAACAGCAAAAAAGCUGCUAAUGGUAUUAUACUUACAAAUUCAAGAAACUCUUUGAGGUUUGCCAAGUCUUCUGCAAAGGAGACACAAACAAAAAACAAGAGAUGUUGUCGAAGCAGUGAAGGACACUCUGAUGAAGGACUGCAUUCAGAAGAAGAAACCGGAAUUAAUAUGACUGAUCAUCAAAGUUACAGUAAGUGAAAAUUCAUAUGAUAUAAAUUCUAAACCAGACA
Molecule: messenger RNA, 2375 nt
Organism: Arabidopsis arenosa
Lineage: Eukaryota; Viridiplantae; Streptophyta; Magnoliopsida; Brassicales; Brassicaceae
Source: the annotation of a GenBank genome assembly